GAAAGCACAUGCAAAACUGAUCGGAAGCCACCCCACCGAUCAGCAUAUCUCCUGAGAGUGUUUGGUUAAGGCUCUGCCUGUAUAUAUGCACAGGUCCGCCCCACUCGGAACUCCGCGCCUGAACCUUGGAGCCAGUCGCAGGCCUCCUGCAGCCCGAAGGUUAUAGCCGCAGGAGCCCUGGAGACAGCGGUGGUGGGCCAGCAAGGAGCUGCAGCACCGGAAGGAAAAUUUUUCCAAGGAUGGUCUCCCACUCAGAGCUGAGGAAAAUUUUCUGCUCAGCAGAUGCAGUAUGUUUUGAUGUCGAUAGCACGGUUAUCAGAGAAGAAGGGAUUGAUGAACUGGCCAGAAUCUGUGGAGUUGAGGAUGCUGUGUCGGAAAUGACUCGGCAAGCCAUGGGUGGGACAGUGCCUUUCAAAGCUGCUCUCGCUGAGCGCUUAGCACUGAUCCAGCCCUCCAGGGAACAGGUGCAAAAGCUCAUAGCAGAGGACCCCCCACACCUGACCCCUGGCAUAAGGGAGCUGGUGAGUCGCCUGCAAGAGCGAAACGUUCAGGUUUUCCUGAUAUCUGGUGGCUUUAGGAGUAUUGUAGAGUACGUUGCUUCAAAGCUCAAUAUCCCGGCCACCAAUAUAUUUGCCAAUAGGCUGAAAUUCUACUUUAAUGGUGAAUAUGCAGGUUUUGAUGAGACACAGCCUACAGCUGAAUCUGGUGGAAAAGGAAAAGUUAUUAAACUUUUAAAGGAAAAAUUUCACUUUAAGAAAAUAGUUAUGAUUGGAGAUGGAGCCACAGACAUGGAAGCUUGUCCACCUGCUGAUGUUUUCAUUGGAUUUGGAGGAAAUGUGAUCAGGCAACAAGUAAAGGACAAUGCCAAAUGGUAUAUCACUGAUUUUGUGGAGCUUUUGAGAGAACUAGAAGAAUAAUACUGAUUUCUAUAUAGCUGAUAACAAUUGCAGAUGAAUUUUUAAAAAUUGUAAAGAUGGAUACUAUUUGCUUACAAUCGCCUGCUAAAACUUUAUAUGUAAAGUUUAUACUUUCAAGUAAACUACAGUUAGGACUGCUAGAAGAUUGCUUUUAUUUUUAACUGUAGUUCCAAUAUUAUUAUGACCAUUGAUUUCCUGGAGAGUUUUAUAAUCUGAAUUCUUUAUGUAUAUUUCUGGCAAUAUUUUAUAUGAGGUGAU
This is a messenger RNA of Otolemur garnettii (small-eared galago), 1175 nucleotides long. It is a transcript of the gene PSPH, whose product is annotated as phosphoserine phosphatase. The coding region runs from base 240 to 917 and encodes 225 amino acids. Gene Ontology annotation, biological process: dephosphorylation; L-serine biosynthetic process. The transcript is spliced from 6 exons. Lineage: Eukaryota; Metazoa; Chordata; Mammalia; Primates; Galagidae. Gene Ontology annotation, cellular component: cytoplasm. The record is from RefSeq and is a predicted model, not a curated record. Gene Ontology annotation, molecular function: L-phosphoserine phosphatase activity; magnesium ion binding.